CACCGAUGAGAUUUUAGCUCGCAUCCUCCACUCCUUCAUCCCGAACAUGUCCUCUUCCGGCCGAGAUAAACAGCCCGCGCGCGCUCAGCUUACUCUACAAAAGAUGGACGAAAUAGCGAAGACUUUAGUUGGAAAACCGGCUCCGCCGAUGCCUACUGUACUACCGGACUUGAUUUCGAUUGAUGGGCAUCGGUUCCCGAUUAAUCGAGAUGGAGUUCCCAAGGAUAUUACCGAUAAGCUGGAGGAGGUCUUUGAUGAGGGUGGGACAUAUGAGCAGAUUCCGGCUGAGGUUUUGGAAUAUGAGCUUAAGGGGGAUCAGUGUCUUUGUGAUGAGGAGGAGGAGGAGGAGGAAGAAGAGGAGGGGGUUGGGGCGGUGGUGGGGAUGUGA
Aspergillus sclerotioniger CBS 115572 is the source of this 388-nucleotide messenger RNA. RefSeq lists its product as uncharacterized. The record is from RefSeq and is a predicted model, not a curated record. The coding region runs from base 47 to 388 and encodes 113 amino acids. The transcript has a single exon. NCBI's taxonomy places the organism in Eukaryota, Fungi, Ascomycota, Eurotiomycetes, Eurotiales, Aspergillaceae.